UUCAAACUAUACUAAAAGGAAGGUAUACAGCCAAAAGUAAGUUUCCCUGCCACCUUGUCCACAGUUCACCCACUGUUAAGUUUCUCGUGUAUCCUUUCCAAGGCUUUUUAUGGACAUUGCUCUGUGUGUGUUUAUUGUUUAUCUCCAACUCGCUGUCCGGCGUCUUUGUCUUACUGAUAUUAACAUCUACACAGGUACGAAAGGUCAGCCCGGCUCGUUCGUCCUCAGUGCGGCAUGGUCCCCUAGGAAUCGUCCCCGUUUCGCAGACGAGGGCGCGGCGGGGCUCAGCUCCGUGACUCGCUGGGCUCAGGGCGGCCAGGAAUUCGCGCGCGGCGCCUUCCCGGCGGUCGGGGCCGGCGGGCGGCAGGAAGUGCCGGGCGCUGACUCGCCGGCGACACCUCCGCGGCUUGUAAACGCGGGGCGGACGCGCGGCGCCGCAUCCACACGGCCGGCGCCUUGCAGCCGGGUCUCCUCUCCACUCCGCGAGGGCGGUGGCUGGCGGCACGAUGGACCUGGCCGGGCUCCUGCUGGACGAAGAAGGCACCUUCUCCCUCACCGGCUUCCAGGACUUCACGUUCCUCCCGGGACACCAGAAGCUGAGUGCCCGGAUCCGAAGGAGACUCUACUAUGGCUGGGACUGGGAAGCUGAUUGUAGCCUGGAGGAGCUCUCCAGCCCCGUGGCAGACAUUGCUGUGGAACUGCUCCAGAAGGCGGCCCCCAGCCCUAUCCGCCGACUCCAGAAGAAAUAUGUAGCUCAUGUGUCACGGGAGGCAUGCAUCUCCCCGUGUGCCAUGAUGCUGGCUCUGGUGUACAUUGAGCGGCUCCGGCACCGAAACCCCGACUACCUACAGCACGUGUCGUCCUCUGACUUGUUCCUGAUCUCCAUGAUGGUGGCCAGUAAGUACCUGUACGAUGAAGGGGAGGAGGAAGAGGUCUUCAAUGAUGAAUGGGGAGCAGCGGGGGGUGUGGCCGUGCCCACUCUCAAUGCCCUGGAGAGGGGCUUCCUGAGUGCCAUGGAUUGGCGACUCUACACUGACCCUCGGGAGAUCUUUGAGGUGCUGAGCUGGCUGGAGAGCUGUGUGGCUGAGCAGCAGGGACGGCGGCGGGGCUGGUACACCUACACAGACCUGUGUGUGCUGCUGGAGCAGCCGGCCUGGCAGCUGGCCCUGGGCUCCCUCUGCCAGCGGCUGGCAAAGCUCUCCUGCCUGUUAGCCAUGGCAUAUGUGAGCAGUGUGGCCCUGGCUGUGGCAUCGGUGGCUGUAAUACACCAGUCCUUGGGGCUGUCCUGCAGCCCUCCACCUGGCCCCCCCGACCUUGGACUGGCCUCCAGGUGCCUCUUGGAACCCUGUGUACCUUCUCCUGUGCCACAGUGCCUGCCGUGUCCUGCUAACGUCUCCAGCUGCCUGGGAGGCGAUGUAGGGCUCCGUUCACUCUGGGGCAGUCUUCUGGCCUCACUGACUCCCCCCCCACCACCUCCCCCUGACCCUCCUGCCCCUCCCACUCUUUUCCAUAACUGCCCCCUUUGCCAGAAGCCCCGGAGAGACUCCCCAACCUGCCAUGCCUGCCACCACCUCAACCAUACGAUCCCCACUGGGCCCCCCAGCCCUUGGUACCACUCCCAUGGCCUGGCUCCCCCCUGGUCCUGGAGCCCAAUGCUCCCUCUGCUCCCACAGCCCCAGCAGUGUUCCCUUCUCAGCAUCAUGGAGCUGGCCCGUCUCAAGUCUUUCAUUUUCCCAGGCUAGAUAGGGCUCCAAGGAAUGCAUGAAGAGGACUUGGGUGUCUCUGAGAACCUGGAGGAGCAAAGCUUGAUUUAGAUCUUCUCUACCUCUCUGGGUCCUUGGCUGGUCCCCAGUCCUCCUGGGUGAUGGAGCUUAAGGGGUUGUGGGACAGAGGACUGAAGGUCACUCACUCUCCUGGACUCAGUGGCUGGCUCCUUGGCCAGGGCAGUGGUGGUGCCUGGGAAAGUAGCAGCUCAGUGAUCAGGGGCAUGUCACAGCUGGGCAAAGGAGAAGCUGUGCUCUCUCCACCUCCCCUGGGCUCUGCUAGACUUUUGUUUUUGAGCUGCCUAGGAUGGAAGGGUAAUGGUGGGAGAUGGGAGAAUUGGGGCUACAGCGGCAGGGGGCAUGGGGCUGGGGCGCGGGACGGACAUUGACUGGGGUCUGUGUGAUGUCCCUGGAGCAGGAGAGCUAGGGACUGAUCUGGCCAAGGUGGUAAUUGCAGAGGGAAGGGGGGAAACCCUCUCCACAUCCGUCCCUUGGAUGUCGUCUAAAGGAGCCGGGGACUGCCGGGACUUUCAGCCUUGCCCUUUUGUCUUCCAGCCUUCUCUUCUUAGUACCCAGCUCCCAGGCUUCCCUCUUUUCCGGUUCCUCCUGGGUAUUUUCUUCACAGGCCUCUCUGGCCGCCGCUUUGUAUCUGGGUUUUUCACGCUUUUGUAGAACUGACGUUUCAAUAAACAGUUUGAGUUGGA
Molecule: messenger RNA, 2467 nt
Organism: Equus quagga
Lineage: Eukaryota; Metazoa; Chordata; Mammalia; Perissodactyla; Equidae
Gene: CNPPD1
Product: cyclin Pas1/PHO80 domain containing 1
Exons: 9
Coding region: 507-1742 (411 amino acids)
Biological process (GO): regulation of cyclin-dependent protein serine/threonine kinase activity
Cellular component (GO): nucleus; cyclin-dependent protein kinase holoenzyme complex
Molecular function (GO): cyclin-dependent protein serine/threonine kinase regulator activity; protein kinase binding
Source: RefSeq, a predicted model, not a curated record